Sus scrofa (pig) is the source of this 1831-nucleotide messenger RNA. NCBI's taxonomy places the organism in Eukaryota, Metazoa, Chordata, Mammalia, Artiodactyla, Suidae. The record is from RefSeq and is a predicted model, not a curated record.
GUUGUUUGUAUCUCAGUGUAGAAGGAAUUCAGCAAGAGGCCAAGUGAAAGGCAAGAAGUAGAUUUAUUAAGAUAGGACCCUGUGAGAGGACUCCGAGGAUUAGGUGGGCUACAUUUUUAUAAUCCAAGGAAAGUGGGAAAAGACCGCCUUCUUCCUGAUUCUUCGAGUAGAUGUCAGGCUCACAUCCCCAGCUCCUCCUCCAUAGCAGGUAAGAGAGUGUUUGACCCUAUGAGGUAAACUAGGACUGUCGUGAUGCUUCUUCAAUCAGCAGAAGGGCGGUAACCGAUGCUAAAAUAUGUUGAAUCAUCUCAGGUUUCCCCGGCUCAUGAAGGUCUCCUACUCUGAAAUGUCAUCUUUCCCUUAAAUUUGUGUCCUUGGUCCUAAGGAUCAUUAUGUUGCUGAACUUGAAGGCAGGCCUCAUUUUAUCUUUCACUUUAACGACCUCUUGUGAUUUUAUUUGUGGUUUUAUAGUUGAGCAAGCCAGCUUUGUUCCAUGAUGUUCCGAUGGCUUUCUUGAUGGUGGUCACCCCCUCCCUCGGUGUCCCUCUGUCUACGGUCCCUUACUGGGACCUUCUACAAUUACCUGUGUUGACUGUCCUGCUCCAUUCCUAUCACUGUCUCUGGCUCUCCCGCUGUGCUCCCUGUCCAGGCCAUGCUCCCUUCCCCCGGAGCCAGUGAGGAGAAGCAGAAAGCUGGGGGCUGUGAUGAAGAGGCAGAGGAGAAUGAACACUCUCCCGAGGGGCUGCUGACCCCUGCAUCAGGCCCACUCCACGGAAGUUUGAGGGCGACAGGACUAGGAAGUCACAGGGUUUUCUCUACCGCCAAGGAGUAGCUCAUUUCCAGCGUCUUUCAGACCUGCCACUUUUGCGCUGCAUCAGGAGUUCUGCUGCUUCCUGUGGCUUGUGAUAAGUGGUACGAUACUCUUUCGUGAUGUUGGGCAGAAGCAGUGAGCUGCAGCUUCCAGUCAGCCUCUCCAUCAGGAAGGGUUUCUUGGGAAGAUAAAGAAUGUAAAAACUCUCAAACUGAAAAGUGGUAUACAGACAUGCCUGUUGACUAUCUAUUUAUCGCCCUGGCAGCCACGAUGCCCAGAGUCCUAGGAGGGAGACGGGCUGGCGUCAGUGAGCCAGGUCCUCACUCAAACUGGGAAGCUCUGCUGGGGUUCAGAGGUGAUGGGACACCUGGAGAUGCUCUGGAGGUCCGCUUCCGCCUGGCGCCGCCCUCCCCGGUCAGGUCCGAGCCGCCGCCGGCCGCUGCCGCACCGAACGAGAAACCUGCGGCGUCGCAGGACCUGGGGGCGCCCGCGCAGCAGAGCAGCCUGGCCCUGAGCCUCGAGCUGCAGGCUGCACGGGCCGCAGCCAGGGGCCAGUUCGAUGCCGCGAAGGCCGUGGAGGAACAGCUGAGGAAGUCAUUCCAGACCCGCUGCGGCCUGGAGGAGAGCGUGGCGGAGGGGUUGAACGUGCCGCGCUCCAAGCGGCUCUUUCGGGACCUGGUGAGCCUGCAGGUGCCCGAGGAACAAGUUCUGAAGGCCGCGCUGCGGGAGAAACUGGCGCUCCUGCCGCCGCAGGCCCGAGCCCCGCCUCCAAAGGAGCCACCUGGGCCAGGGCCAGACAUGACUAUUUUGUGUGAUCCAGAAACACUAUUUUAUGAAUCUCCACACCUGACCCUGGAAGGCUUGCCCCCUCUCCGGCUUCAACUCCGGCCUCGCCCUUCAGAGGACACCUUCCUCAUGCAUCGGACACUGAGGCGCUGGGAAGCGUAGACCUGGAAGCUCCCUGGAUUGCUAGUGCACAUUUGUUAAAACGAUCAGAAUAAAGUGGUUUUGCUAACAAGA